CGCGCACAGGGCUGUACCAGGCUCUAACUGCACACGCUUUGACGUUGGUCCAUUGUUUUAGUCGUUUAUUCCUCUUCACAUGUGGCUAUGGAGAACGUGAGAAAAGGGGAGGAAUCGGAGGAGGUAGAGAUCGACUUGGACUCCAGCGAUGAGUUUGAAAACGGAGAGGAUCCUGAGGUUUUGUGGAAGAAGGCGCCCCCUGUGUUUGAAGAGGAGGAGGACAUUCACACGUCGACUUUAGUUGAAAUCAGUGACACCAAACCAUUGAUAAAUUCCAGAGAUCCCAGAGGCAUCAAUGACACUCUCAAGGUGACAUUUGAGGAUGUGAUCGCCGAGCCUGUGUCCGUGCGCAGUGGGGACCGUGUGUGGAUCUGGAGCCACGCCCUGUUCGAGGUGUCCCGGGUGUGGAUCUACAGAGCAGUGUCAGUUCUGCUGGCCAUCCCCCUGUCCAUCAUCACUGGACUGCUGUUUGCCCUGCUCAGCUGCCUACACAUAUGGAUGGUGGGCCCGUGUAUCCAGUGCGUCCAGAUUGGCACUCGUUGGCUGCAGAGUUUGUGGAGUAUCGUGAUGGAGGUCAUAGUUCAGCCCCUCUUCACCAGCGCUGGACGGUGCUGCGGAGGGUUUAGCGUUCACUUGGCCAAAGAAUGACACCAGUGAUAGUGACAGAGUCUUGCUAGAUUUUUGUUUUUUUUACUUUUAGGGCAACAUAGGCAUUCAUUUUGUAAAAAAAAAUAAAAUUAAAGUUUAAAAAUGCUGUAUGUUGUCAACCAAUUUGGUCUCAUUGCCUUGUCAAGAUUAAGAUAUAUUUUACAUUUGUUAGCUUUUUU
Periophthalmus magnuspinnatus is the source of this 827-nucleotide messenger RNA. It is a transcript of the gene cav4a, whose product is annotated as caveolin 4a. Gene Ontology annotation, biological process: caveola assembly. Gene Ontology annotation, cellular component: caveola. Gene Ontology annotation, molecular function: molecular adaptor activity. The transcript has 3 exons. Lineage: Eukaryota; Metazoa; Chordata; Actinopteri; Gobiiformes; Gobiidae. The coding region runs from base 88 to 648 and encodes 186 amino acids. The record is from RefSeq and is a predicted model, not a curated record.